Molecule: messenger RNA, 2038 nt
Organism: Pezoporus flaviventris
Lineage: Eukaryota; Metazoa; Chordata; Aves; Psittaciformes; Psittacidae
Exons: 4
Coding region: 1161-1790 (209 amino acids)
Source: RefSeq, a predicted model, not a curated record
GUGAUGUGUUUUCUUCCUCCCCAGGCUCUGUCUUUUCAUGGUAGAGCACCUUCUAAGACAGUUUUCAAGAAGUCUGCAUGACUCCGGUGCUGUGCUGCACCAUCAUGCAGUACUAGAACAUGGACAUCAUCACCAGCACAGGACACCUUCGCUUGCGACUGAGAAACAAGAAACUUCCCUGUGAAUUGACUUGGAAGCCUCACAUCUCUUUAUGCCAUCCUGGCCCACCCGUCCAUAUCAGAGCCUUCCUGUAUCUGCUCUGCUGCCACCACCCUGCUGCUCCUUUUGGGGCUGCUUAACAUGCCCCACCUCUCUGGAGGUAACCUGUAAUCUGCAGUGGACAAGGCGACAGCUGGGUCUUCCCACUGGUUUUACUGGGGCUACCCAUUGCCAUCCUGCUUCCUGAGAGAAGUGCUUUGCUCAUAGCCUGGACCAACAAGUCACAGGGUAGUCCUCAACACACACAGGCAUUUGGCUGGAGUGCCCAUCUGGAUUCAUUAUUCUGUCUGGAUUUCCCAGGAAGGUGAUGCAGCCCUUGGACAGGUCACACGAAUUUGGCAGUUUCCAUCCGUAGGGGUUUCCAAAGUGUACGAUGCCACAAGGGCUCUAACCUUGUGCAGCAGAAACUCCUGCUGAGAGAAGGGCUGCAGCGCAGACAAAGGUCCUUUCCCACCACCACUACCAGGGUCCUGUGCAAACACCUUUCAAAUAGCAUACAUCCCAUUUCAGACCUCACAAGGGGUCCUUAAGGACUAACAACAGUUCCCUGCACCCCAGGCUGGAAACCAGUAGAAAGGCAGUGCUGCAUCCUGCCCUGCCAUGCAGCUCCUUUGUACUAUAAAGGAGGGCAUUUGAGUUACAGUUUAGCAGCAAUGAGUGUAAAUUUAUCUGAACUAUAAUUAUUUUCUGUAUAAAAGCACUAACUUUUGCUCUAACUUUGUGUGGAUCUUUUGCAAUCCACAGUAGAUCCUGGGCAGAGACUCUCUAUACCUUUGCACUCUGAUAAGGAGAACAUUAUUACCCUACUAGUGGCCAGGCCAGAUAAGAGGUUUUGGGCGGGCAGUCUGCAUUUUUUUCAAGCCCUCAUUAUGCUGCACCAGUAUCUCCAGAUGCUCUUCUGAGGGAGUUAGGCUGCUUCCUAUUCAACACUGUGAAGAGCAAUGACUAGUCCCCAACAACGCAAUAGUAAUUUUGAUCCUUCUGAUCCACCCGCUGUGGCUCAUAAACAGCAUGGAGAGGAAGAAAUCCCCAUCUCCCGCCGCUUGAGAGACCGUGAGAUGCUCCGGAAAAGAAAGGAAAAAGCCCAGGAGAAGAACUCAGCUUACUGGAUUUAUAGGGAGCCAAGGAUCAAAAAGCAGAGGAAAGCCAGAGAAGACAAGAAAGGAAGGAGCAACCAGCUGGUGGUGGAGCUCAAACCAGUGGCAGAACUGAAGGUGGAACUGGAGGUGGAAUCGCAGGCAGGAUCAUCGAAAGAACCAGUGGAACAACUGGUGGAAGAACUGGAAGAUGUCCAGCCCAAGCCCAAGCUGCAGGAGAAGGCUGAGCCAGUGGCACCCAAGCCAGCGCCACCUGAGCCAGUGCAACAGGAGCAGUCGCCUGUGCUGACAACCCAGGGGCUGGGUGCUGCGAUACCAAUGGGAGGUAUGGAUGGGGAGCUGUCAACCAGUAGCCAGGAUGCUGUGGGUGAUGAGGAGCUGCUGAAUCUGACCGAAGCAGAGAUACCUGAGGAUCUGAAUGCUCCUCUGGAUAGUCUCUGCCAGGAUAAUGAACACAUUCCCUUUCUCUUUUAGUUUUCUGAUCAGGGUUUUUCCUGUUCAGAACAUUUUGACUCCUGCCUAGAAAACUCCAGUAGGUACUGCAGAGUGAUUUUGACCUGCUCUUUCCUUGUAACAAAGCCCAUAUGCUCCUGGUCACUCUUCUUUUCAUUCUUCUUUCAAGUUAGAAUUAGGGCAAAUGUACUCACUGCACUCUUAGCUAGCUGGAGCUGCUCAGCUUGGGCUUUUUCCUGAACACAAUAAAACAGGCACGUGUUUCAUCA